Messenger RNA from Saimiri boliviensis boliviensis (Bolivian squirrel monkey), 1027 nucleotides. RefSeq names its product testis expressed 26 (gene TEX26). The record is from RefSeq and is a predicted model, not a curated record. Lineage: Eukaryota; Metazoa; Chordata; Mammalia; Primates; Cebidae. Gene Ontology annotation, cellular component: cytoplasm.
UGCGGCUCAGUUGGGCUGCAGCCAGGGCCCCGCGGCCACCUCCUCGGGCAGAAUGGAGCAGCCUGCGCCCAGGGCUCCGGAUCCCUCUCUCUGCCACCACAACCUCCAGCCAACAGAUGACACCAGCUGGGAUUCCUAUGCUACCACUAUGAGGACUGCGUUCACGCCGAAAGCAGCAGUGGUGCCUGCUUCAAUUCGCCAAAACAGUAUCAGAAGAUUAGGAUACACCUAUUCACUUAGCGAUCCUAUUCUCAAUCAGACACAAUAUAAUGAUGAGUACACUUGGAAAUCAUACUCUAAAGAAGAUUUGAUCAAAACUGAGACUUCAGGAGGAAUCAAGAGCCAAAAAACUCAUCUCAAUGAAGACAUUUUCCUGUGGACACUACCUCGCUGUCAACCAAAGAGGACACUAAGGAACUGCCUCCCUUGGAAAGUCUCUGCUUCAAUGAAAGAAGUUAACCAGGCACUAUCAAAUCAGUUUAUUUCCCUUACUAAGAGAGACUUUGUGGACAGAGCGAAAGCUCAGAAGAUUAAGAAAAGUUCUCGCCUGUCUCUGGAAUGGAAAAAGUUCCUUCCCCAACCUCCAGACACUGAAUUCCGAAGGAAUUACCAAAUUCCAGCUAAAAUUCCCGAGCUUCAGGAUUUCAGUUUCAAAUACGGAUGCUAUGCAAGCUUGCCCGUUGCUUCUCGGGGUGUAGUGCCCUCUGUGCUGCACAGCUACCUGAGGAACCAAGAGCUUAUGAAGAAGCAGACCACAUACCAACGCGACUACGAUGGAACCUACCUGGAUUUCUUAAUGCUUUUAAACUCAUUUACUUCCUCUCAAGUCAAAAAGUACCUUCAGAGUGUUUCCUACAAAGAUAGACAAAUUCUUGAUCGCUUUAUUUGUACUCACUGUGACACUAACAAAAAGGAGAAAUGAAAAGGGAAAAUAGUUCAAAUGAAGAAAAUCUGAAAAUCAACGGAAGCACGAGAACCUUCCUAGUCAUUUUCUCAAUUAUCAACAAAAAAUCAGAUGCAAAUAGCU